Messenger RNA from Cavenderia fasciculata, 447 nucleotides. RefSeq names its product ribosomal protein L7Ae (gene nola2). Gene Ontology annotation, biological process: rRNA pseudouridine synthesis; snRNA pseudouridine synthesis. NCBI's taxonomy places the organism in Eukaryota, Evosea, Eumycetozoa, Acytosteliales, Cavenderiaceae. The coding region runs from base 1 to 447 and encodes 148 amino acids. Gene Ontology annotation, cellular component: box H/ACA snoRNP complex; nucleolus. Gene Ontology annotation, molecular function: box H/ACA snoRNA binding. The record is from RefSeq and is a predicted model, not a curated record. The transcript is spliced from 2 exons.
AUGUCCGACGACGAAAAGACUAUUGCCAAGCCAGCCUUUGUUUCACCAAUUGCCCAACCAAUGGCCGACACCAAAUUGACCGAUAAAUUAUUAAAGCUCGUCAAGAAGGCUUCAAAGGACAAGAAGCUCAGAAGAGGUGUAAAGGAAGUUGUAAAGACUGUUAGAAAAUCACCAAAGGAAACAAAGUCAAAUAAGAACAAGAUUUGUAUAAUUGCAGGAGAUGUUUCACCAAUCGAUGUUUUAUCACAUAUUCCAGUCAUGUGUGAAGAGAGAAAUAUUAAAUAUAUCUAUGUACCAUCCAAAGAAGCUUUGGGUGUUGCUGGAUCAACCAAGAGACCAACUUCAAUUGCUAUGGUUGAAUUGGAUGACGAUUCUGAACACAAAUCUUUAAUGAAGGAAUGUUUGGAAAAGAUUCCAGUAUCUGUAUGUCAAGACAAAUAUAGAUAG